This is a messenger RNA of Pseudozyma hubeiensis SY62, 2328 nucleotides long. Its product is annotated as endoribonuclease. Lineage: Eukaryota; Fungi; Basidiomycota; Ustilaginomycetes; Ustilaginales; Ustilaginaceae. Gene Ontology annotation, molecular function: diphthine-ammonia ligase activity. The coding region runs from base 1 to 2328 and encodes 775 amino acids. The transcript has a single exon. Gene Ontology annotation, biological process: protein histidyl modification to diphthamide. The record is from RefSeq and is a predicted model, not a curated record.
AUGAAGGUGGUAGGGCUGCUCAGCGGCGGCAAGGACUCGUGCUACAAUCUCAUCCACUGCGUACAGCAGGGACACGAGCUGAUUGCACUGGCCACCCUUGCUCCUCCAGGGUCCAAGGAUGAACUCGACUCGUACAUGUACCAGACUGUUGGGCACGAUGCAGUUCAUCUCGUAGCCGAAGCUAUGGAACUUCCGCUCUACCGCAGAGUAAUCAAGGGCACCGCCAUCAACCAGCGCUCCGAGUACGGAUCCCGCACAGCGCCGUCUUCCUCCUCCGCCUCCGCCUCCACCAGCGCAGCAACCGUAGAGUCAUUGCAGGACGAAACGGAAGACCUCUAUCACUUGCUCAUGGACGUCAAGUCGGAACACCCUGAUGUCGAAGCAGUGUCUGUUGGGGCGAUCUUGUCCAACUACCAACGAGUGCGAGUCGAACACGUCGCUCUGCGUCCAGACAUCAACCUCACUCCACUUACGUUUCUGUGGCAGCGCUCCCAGUCCGAACUGUACGCCGAGAUGCUUCAAGCUGGACUCGUGUCGAUCCUCAUCAAGGUAGCAGGGAUCGGGCUGGAUGAGAGGGAUUUGGGCAAGACGCUUGGACAGAUGCAGACCAAGCUCGAGAGAUUGUCGGCCAUGUACGGCGCACACGUCUGCGGCGAAGGUGGAGAGUACGAGACGCUGACGAUCGACUCUCCGCUGUUCAAGAGACGGAUAGAUGUGGGCGAGACAGAGACGGUGGUGCAUUCAGAUGGAGGAGGGUUUGGAAGUGUCAGUUACUUGAAGUUGAAGAACGCAAAGCUAGUCGAGAAGGAUGUGCAGGCACAAAGCAAGGCAACGACGCCUCCGCUGUUGGACGCGGUAGGCAGGAAGACGUUGAAAGCGAUACAGACGGACACGGUUCCGUCCGAUCGCGAAGUACUGUCGAAUCGUGUGAAGGAAUUGCAACUCGAUCAAGCCAGUGUCAGCUUCCCAGCGGCGUCAAUUCGUCGCAAAGGUCGCUACCUCGUCCUCUCCAACAUCACCGGCUUCGCCUCCUCUUCACCCCCAACCACCCCCGAGGACCAAGUCAAGAACGCCUUCCACAAAAUCCACGCUCUGCUCUCCACCUCAAAUCCCGCACUCGAUAUGCAGCACAUCACGCACAUCAACCUCUUUCUCCGCUCCCAAACGCUUUUUGCCCAGAUCAACUCGAUCUAUCGAAUCAUGUUUGGCGUCUCACCUCCCACACGCGCAUGUGUCGCCCUACCACAACUUCCCGCCGGUUGCGAUCUCGUGAUCAACGCUGUCGCCUUCGACGACACCAACUCCGUCCCACCAUUCGAUCGACGUGCACUUCACGUUCAGGGACGUUCCUUUUGGGCACCGGCAAACAUCGGCCCUUACUCGCAGAGUCUAGUGCAAGCAGAGAAGGUUUGGAUCGCGGGUCAGAUCGGAUUGGUCCCCGCUGACCUCAUUUUGCCGCGGGAGGAGGAUCUGCAGACCGCGCUGAGCAUUCAGCAUGCAAGGAGGAUAUUCAAGGCGACUAUGAACGACAUGGGUGGGAGAAGUGUUGAGAAGGGGUGGGUCGAGGGUGGAAUUUGUUGGGUGGAUGCGGAGGAUAGGGUGGAGGUCGCGAGGAGGGCUUGGGUGAGCCAGUGCGAGGGGAAUGAUGACGAUGAGGGUGGGGAGAUGGAGGAAGAGCGGUGGUUAGGUAAGACGUGCACGGAAGGCGAAAUGUUGCCGCCGAUGCUGUUCGUGGUGCUACCUCGUGGUUCGCUGCCUCGUAGCGCUGCGAUCGAAUGGCAGAUCACAGCGCAUACUGGUCGCGUUCCUCCGCCGAUCGAGCCUGCCACUUCUAUGACGGAGAAACCGCCCCACGAAGAUGACGACGACGAUGACGACCAUGAACCUGGGUCCGACGCCACCGACGAUUCCAUCCAACAAUUCUCCACCGUCAUCUGUGAUCCUCAUGGCGCACCAUUCAAGCUGAUUCACACCAUCACCUCCUCCCUCUCCGCCAAAAGCACUUUUGGCAUCCUCACGCUGCGUCGUUCCUCUCCAUCGACCCAAGCCAACAAAGACGAUGAGUCGCCAGAUGCGUUCUCAGCUUCCAUUCAAGCUUGCGUGGCUCGCUCGUACGCCACACAGCUCUUCACACCGACCGACAAGGCUAGCGAUAUAACAGCGUUGAACAUCCUCCAGCAGCUCCUCUCCCAAUCGCCUACACCCGACACUGACGCUGCCAAGCUACUUGAGCAGUUGCAAGUGAUCCCCUGCUCGUCCAUCCAUACCCUCACCACUGCUUCUUCAGAUCAACACGUCGACUUGGCAUUCAUAUGGCACGGCAUCUAA